Spinacia oleracea (spinach) is the source of this 1308-nucleotide messenger RNA. Its product is annotated as purple acid phosphatase 3. The transcript is spliced from 7 exons. The coding region runs from base 93 to 1073 and encodes 326 amino acids. Gene Ontology annotation, molecular function: acid phosphatase activity. NCBI's taxonomy places the organism in Eukaryota, Viridiplantae, Streptophyta, Magnoliopsida, Caryophyllales, Amaranthaceae. The record is from RefSeq and is a predicted model, not a curated record.
ACAUCUCACCUUCCUCUUUGGCAAACAAGCUUACUACAUAUCUUCUUUCUCUCUCCUAUCAUUUCUGGAGAGAGAGAGAGAAGCUUAACAAAAUGUUGAAGUUAAUGUUAAUUGUACUUAGUAUUUUAAUGGUGUUUAAUGUAGAAGUGAUUAACGCUAAUCUUCCAAAGUUUAAACAAGCAACCAAAGAAGAUGGGUCACUGAGUUUGUUGGUUAUUGGAGAUUGGGGAAGACAUGGUGCCUUUAAUCAAUCUCUCGUUGCUACUCAGAUGGGGAUAGUAGGGGAGAAAUUGGAAGUGGAUUUCAUGAUAUCAACAGGAGACAAUUUCUACGACAAUGGGCUUACUGGAGUUCAUGAUCCAGCUUUUAAACACUCCUUUACCGAUGUCUAUACUGCCCCCAGCUUACAGAAGCGUUGGUACACUGUGCUUGGGAACCACGACUACAGAGGAGAUGUCUUAGCACAUUUGAGCCCUGUUCUUAGAAAAAGAGACAGCAGAUGGUUUUCCUUGAGAUCUUAUGUUGUCAAAACAGAUAUUGUGGACUUCUUUUUUGUGGAUACAACACCCUUCCAAGACAAAUACUUUAUAGAAGACGAAGGCCAUACUUAUGACUGGAGAGGUGUAUUACCUCGUAAACGAUAUCUUUCUAAUCUUUUACAGGAUUUGGACGAGUCGUUGAAAAAGUCAACUGCCAAGUGGAAGUUUGUGAUUGGUCAUCAUCCAAUAUUGAGUGCUGGACAUCACGGUAACACUGAAGAGCUUGUGGAUCAGCUUCUCCCAAUUCUUGAGGAAAACAAGGUGGAUCUUUACAUCAAUGGGCAUGACCACUGCUUGGAACACAUUAGUAGCCCAGUCAGCAAACUUCAAUUUUUGACUAGCGGAGGAGGCUCAAAGGCAUGGAGAGGCGAUGAAAAGCAAUGGAAUGAAGAGGAAUUGAAGUUGUAUUAUGAUGGCCAAGGUUUUAUGUCAAUGGAAGUGACUCGAUCUCGAGUAGACGUUGCGUUUUACGACGCAUUUGGCAACGUACUACACAAAUGGGGCAGGGGAAACUCGAACUUCUACACAUAUUAGCAACAUCAAUCUAUUUUAACUCUAAGAGCAAAAAUGAAGUGCCUUUAAUCUGCUAUCAUUUUUAUAAGAUUAAUUAAUAUGAUGGUAAGUAUCACAUAAUUGAGAACUUAAUUGAGCAAACUUAUGUAAUUAUAUUGUACUAUGUACUUGUUUAGUUUCUUUUCCCAAGUAUGCGUAAUGUCUUGAGUUUUGUUGUUGUAAGAAAGCAAAUAAAACUAUCCUCUGUAUUUUCUCA